This is a messenger RNA of Penicillium odoratum, 693 nucleotides long. RefSeq lists its product as uncharacterized. The record is from RefSeq and is a predicted model, not a curated record. The transcript has 2 exons. Bases 1 to 693 code for a protein of 230 amino acids. Lineage: Eukaryota; Fungi; Ascomycota; Eurotiomycetes; Eurotiales; Aspergillaceae.
AUGCCGACUGCUAUUGUUACUGGAGGCUCACGGGGAAUUGGGCGUGGAAUUGCUCUUCGCCUAGCAGAGGAUGGAUUCGACAUGGUGAUAAACGAUAUUGCCCACCAGAAAGAAGCAAUCGAUAGUCUAGUCCAAGAGAUCCAAGGAAUGGGCAAACGUGCCCAUGGUGUUGUUGGCGACGUAAGUAUCCAGGCUGACGUCGAGAAUAUCGUGAACCAGGUAGUCAGCCUAUUCGGUCAACUGGAUGUCAUGGUUGCCAAUGCGGGCGUCUUGGAGGUGACACCCUUGCUAGAAAUGACCCCAGAAAUUUGGGACAGAGUACAGCAAUCAAUGUUCGCGGUGUUUAUCAUUGCUACACGUGGUAAAGCGCCAGCAUACUUCACCAGUAAAAGGGCAGUGCGUGGUUUAACUCAGACUGCUGCCAUGGAGUUCGGGAAAUACGGAAUCAAUGUCAACGCCUACUGUCCCGGGUCUGUGAAGACCGACAUGUCACUUGUAUUUGCUGAGCGGCUCGCCAAAGAGCAGGGACUGACAGGUGUUGAGGAGGUAUAUAAAGCAUCCUCGCACCGAAAAAAUGCUCUUGAGCGGGAACUCUUUCCAGAAGAUAUUGCAGGGCUCGUUAGCUUUUUCGCUAGCAACAACUCGAACGUCAUGACUGGACAAACUCUUAUUUGUGAUGGUGGUAAGUGUUAA